Molecule: messenger RNA, 903 nt
Organism: Triticum turgidum subsp. durum (durum wheat)
Lineage: Eukaryota; Viridiplantae; Streptophyta; Magnoliopsida; Poales; Poaceae
Source: the annotation of a GenBank genome assembly
AUGCAGAGCGGCCAGCAGCAAGCGAGGAGGAAGAACGCGCAGGUGCUGGACGGGUCGGACAUCCGCGAGCUGGUGGAGAACGAGGGGGCGUUCGCCAAGUUCGUGGAGAACAAGUUCCGGCACCUUGACGCCGACGGCGACGGGAGGCUGUCGCUGAGGGAGCUCCAGCCCGCCGUCGCGGACAUCGGCGCCGCCAUCGGGCUGCCGGCCAGGGGGUCGUCGGCGCAGGCGGACCACAUCUACUCCGAGGUUCUAAAUGAGUUCACCCAUGGGAAGCAAGAUUCGGUGAGCAAGCCGGAGUUCCAGCACGUGCUGUCCGACAUACUCCUCGGCAUGGCGGCCGGGCUCAAGAGGGACCCGAUCAUGAUCCUCAGGAUGGACGGGGAAGACCUGAACGAGUUUGUCGAGAGCACGGCGUACGAAGCAGAGGCGGUCGCCAUAUUCUCUCAAAUCGAGUCCGGAAGUGCGUUGUUGCGACAAUGUUUGCCCGCCGCUCUUCGACAGCUGACGGUCGAUCACGGCAUGCCACCGGCUUCGGAUUCUCUGGUUAUGGAGAAGGUCAUAGAACCUGCAUUGCAGGAACUGCCGGCAGAUCAGCUCGAUCGCCCGGCGUCGCAAGAGGUCUUCUUCCAGGAAUUCAAGAAGUACUUGGCAGUGAUCGCCCAGCGACUCCAGGAGUGCCCGGUAAUUGUGGCGCACACUGAAAACACCUUUGAUGGGGCUGGCAUUAGGAAGAUACUGUCUAAGAAGUUCGAGUUCGACAAGCUGCUGGAUUCCGUCUGGGUAGAUGUACCAAAGGAACACAAAGAUGGGACAUCGAAGAAGUACCUUCGCGUCGCGCUUGACAAGUUGGCCGCCUCAGUAAAUCUACCACCAUAUGGAGCUGUUGACCAGGUAAUUUAG